GCGCAUCUAUUCCCCACCCCAAACCCGACAGACUUCAUUUCUUCCUGUGGUUCUUGCCUCAGUGAGGACCCUCCUCAACUUCGCUCCUCUCCUGUCCCUAGAACUGCUCCAUCGCUGACUGCCUGAGGUUCCGCUGCGACCUCCCCUCCUUUGGCAUCCAGGAGGAACUGGACUUCGUCCUGAAGGGCAACCUCAGUUUCGGCUGGGUCAGCCAGACACUGCAGAAGAAGGUACUGGUAAUGACUGUGGCUGAAAUCACGUUCAACAGAUCCGUGUACUCCCAGCUGCCAGGGCAGGAGGCAUUCUUGAGAACUCAGAUAGAGAUGGUGCUGGAGAAGUAUGAGGUCUACAACCCCAUCCCCGUUAUUGUGGGAAGCUCUGUGGGAGGACUGCUGCUGCUGGCUCUCAUCACAGCCAUCCUAUACAAGGUUGGCUUCUUCAAACGUCAGUAUAAAGAAAUGAUGGUGGAAGCAAGUGGACAGACUGUCCCAGAAGAUGGGACUUCAGGCCCUCAAGUUGCCCAAGAAGAAACUACCUCCUAUUGUCCCUUGGACCUGUUAUCCUCUGAGAGGUUUCCUGGCCCUCUUACUCCCACCUAAGUUAGGCCUGCAGGGGGAGAACUGUUGCACAUGAGGGAGGCUAGGAUCAGGCUUCUUUCUCCCUCUGGGAGGAUGCAAUGUGUCCACACAAAGUGCCUCGCCUGGGAAGGGCCAUUUGCCUUGUCAAGGCCGUAACUGGAAACCCCAGAACAGGAUCCUGACCAUGGCCCUGGGUGGAAUUGAUUUGGAUUUCUCCUUAGAAAUACAUGAACAGUAGCCUCAGGCUCCAGUCUCUCUUGCUUCACUUGCCACCAAUGAUCUUUCUAAAAUACAGGACCAAACAAGCCACAGUCCUCAUCUAUCUUUAGUGGCUUCUUAUAAUUUUCAGGUUGACAUCUGAACUACCCAGCUUGAUGAUGGGAUUCCAGUUCCAUUUCUAGAAAGUGGGCUUUGAUGCACAUACCAGCUCUGCGCUUCCUUACCAUCCUAUUCCUUAGUAAAAUACUGUCAGUAGCAGCA
Ailuropoda melanoleuca (giant panda) is the source of this 1058-nucleotide messenger RNA. RefSeq names its product integrin alpha-X-like. The coding region runs from base 240 to 599 and encodes 119 amino acids. Gene Ontology annotation, cellular component: integrin complex; external side of plasma membrane. Gene Ontology annotation, molecular function: integrin binding. The record is from RefSeq and is a predicted model, not a curated record. Lineage: Eukaryota; Metazoa; Chordata; Mammalia; Carnivora; Ursidae. The transcript has 4 exons. Gene Ontology annotation, biological process: cell-cell adhesion; integrin-mediated signaling pathway; cell-matrix adhesion.